This is a messenger RNA of Xyrauchen texanus (razorback sucker), 4389 nucleotides long. Its product is annotated as zinc finger protein 436-like. Lineage: Eukaryota; Metazoa; Chordata; Actinopteri; Cypriniformes; Catostomidae. The coding region runs from base 58 to 1815 and encodes 585 amino acids. The transcript is spliced from 4 exons. The record is from RefSeq and is a predicted model, not a curated record.
GAAGAAGAAGAAGCAUGUGUCCGUUAGUGUUUGAAUGUGUUUAACGUCAUUCGUGAGAUGUUCAUCAUGAGAGAGCAGGUGGAUGUGAUCUGCUGUAAAUCAGUAGGAACUGAUCUGUCCAUGCUGGAUAUUGAUGAUUUCAUCUCAGAAAUCUCUCAGCUGAAGAAAGAGGUGACAUCACUGAAGACAAAGCUGAUGAAGAGAGACGACAGGUUACAGGAGCUGGGAAAGGUUUCCUGUCAAUCUUCAGUGUGUGUGACUGAUGGGACCUCCACAGAAUGUCAGGAUUCAGUGUGGAGCGGCAGAGAUCAGUCCACACCACAGCGACUGCUGGACAGACUCUCUGAACAGAGAUCCAGAGACACACAGGACUCACAGCUGACUUUACUCUGUUCUACUGACGAUAAUCAGGGUGAUCAAACCCCUACAGAGUCUCUGACUUCUGACUGUAACGCUGUAGAACAGCAGAUGCUGCAGACACCAGUGAAGAUGUGUUCAGUGAAGCUGCUGGACUGCAGGAACCUGAUUAAGAGGAGAGGAGAAAUCAAAGUAGAGGAACAACAUGGUAAUGAAGAUGAUGGUGAUGAUCAAACCUCCACAGAGUCUCUUGCUAAUGUCAGUAAUGCUGGAGAACAGCAGAUGCUGCCAGUGAAUAUCGAAGUGAAGGAGGAGGAGAUAAAAGAAGAAAACAUGGCAGAGGAAAAACAGGGUGUUGAAGAUGAUUAUUUAUCUUCAGAGCUGAUUGUAGCAAAAGAGAAACGUCAAGAACUGGAUAAAGUGGAGGACAAACUUCAGUGUCGGAAACAUCAUGAUUUCACAACUGGAGUAAAAUCUUUGAGUUGCUCAAAGACUAAGAAGAAUUUAUCACCAGAAAAGCAUAAAAGAAGAGCAGCCAAAAAUACAUUCACCUGCUCACAGUGUGGAAAAAGUUUCACAAAUAAAAGCCGGUUUAAUAAACACAUGAAUGUUCAUAUUGGAGAGAAACCUUACACAUGCCAUCAGUGUGGGAAAAGUUUUGCAUAUACAGUUUGUCUAAAAGGUCAUCUCCGCUGUCACUCUGGAGAGAGACCAUUUGAAUGUGAAAAGUGUGGUAAAACAUUUGUUUUGUAUUCAGGCCUAAGAAAACAUCUGAAAACUCACACAGAUGAGAAGCCUUACAAGUGUUCUUUUUGUGGAAACCGUUUUGCACGCCUGUUCUAUUUGAAAAUGCACCAGAAGAUACAUACCGGUGUGGGUGCUCAUAUGCACUGUGGGAAGACCUUUAUUUCAGCCAGCAGCAUGAUACAGCAGCAAAGAAUUCAUGCUGGAGAAAAACCUUACAAGUGCUCACACUGUGAAAAGAGUUUCAAUCUGAAACAUCACCUGAAAAAACACGAGAGAAUUCAUACUGGUGAAAAACCUUUCAAGUGCUCAAACUGUGAAAAGAGUUUCACUCAGUCACAACACCUGAAAAAACACGAGAGAAUUCAUACUGGAGAAAAACCUUACAAGUGCUCACACUGUGAAAAGAGUUUCACUCAGUCACAAAACCUGAAAACACACAAGAGAAUUCAUACGGGAGAGAAACCUUACAAGUGCUCACACUGUGAAAAGAGUUUCACUCAGUCACAAAACCUGAAAACACACAAGAGAAUUCAUACUGGAGAAAACCCUUACAAGUGCUCACACUGUGAAAAGAGUUUCACUCGGUCACAUCACCUGAAAACACACGAGAGAAUUCAUACUGGAGAAAAACCUUUCAAGUGCUCACACUGUGAAAAGAGUUUCACUCAGUCACAAAACCUGAAAAAACAUGAGAGAAUUCACUGCUUCUGAAGUAUCUACAUUUUCCACCGAAAAUGCCUUUACAGGUUUCCUGUCAUUCAUGACUUCUGAUAACUGAAUAAAAUUAAAUAUAUAAACAUCUCAAGUUGUUUAUAAUGUACCAAUUUUAUUGCACAGCAAUGUACGUAUUAAUUUGUUUCAUGUGUGGAGAGGAGAAAGAGGGGGGGAAAAAACACUUACUAUUUCUCCGAUACACCGCAGCUUGGUCCUCUGCCACUCCUCCACCCUCUAAUGGAUGACAGCCGCACCUCCCUGGGCAGAUCAGAGGCAGUCCUCCAGCCCCUGGUGGACGCAAUGCCCCGCCGCAUUUUUGGUGGAUGGUAGGGUUCCCCCCAUCCCUGGCAGCGAUAACUGCUCCAUGCGGUUGGUUGGGAGCCCCUCCUCCCCUCACGGUCUGCGGCUAUUCCUCCGCAUCCAGGCAGCUGGGCUACUCCGUCCUCCAGGGGAUGGCCACGGCUGCUCCUUUGGGGUGGAUGUAACGGCGAGAACUCCACUACAGGUUAUCCCUCCCUCUUCCUGGAUUUCGGCACCAGUGUAAAGGGAUUAAUGGAAACAUUUUAAAAAAGAGAGGGAAAGGCCAACACGGAGCGGUAGUGGGAGAGAAAGAAAAAAGCCACUCCUUUGUUAUCUUGGCUGUGUGCUUAGGGUCGUUGUCCUGUUGGAAGAUGAACCUUCACCCCAGUCUGAGGUCCAGAGCGAUCUGGAGCAGGUUUUCAUCAAGGAUGUCUCUGUACAUUGCUGCAUUCAUCUUUCCCUCGAUCCUGACUAGUCUCCCAGUUCCUGCCGCUGAAAAACAUCCCCACAGCAUGAUUCUGCCACCACCAUGCUUCACUGUAGGGAUGGUAUUGGCCAGGUGAUGAGGGUGCCUGGUUUCCUCCAGACAUGACGCUUGCCAUUCAGGCCAAAGAGUUAAAUCUUUGUUUCAUGAGACCAGAGAAUUUUGUUUCUCAUGGUCUGAGAGUCCUUCAGGUGCCUUUUGGCAAAACUUUUACUGAGGAGUUGGUCACUCUACCAUACAGGCCUGAUUGGUGGAGUGCUGCAAAGAUGGUUGUUCUUCUGGAAGGUUCUCCUCUCUCCACAGAGAAACGCUGCAGCUCUGUCAGAGUGACCAUCAGGUUCUUGGGCACCUCCCUGACUAAGGCCCUUCUCCCCCGAUCUCUCAAUUUUGCCGGGUGGCCAGCUCUAGGUAGAGUCCUGGUGGUUCCAAACUUCUUCCAUUUACGGAUGAUGGAGGCCACUGUGCUCAUUGGGACCUUCAAUGCCGCAGACAUUUUUCUGUACCCGUCCCCAGAUCUGUGCCUCGAUACAGUCCUGUCUCGGAGGUCUACAGACAAUUCCUUGUACUUCAUGGCUUGGUUUGUGCUCUGACAUGCACUGUUAACUGUGGGACCUUAUAUAGACAGGAAUGUGCCUUUCCAAAUCAUUUCCAAUCAACAGAAUUAAGUUGUAGAAACAUCUCAAGGAUGAUCUGUGGAAACAGGAUGCAACUGAGCUCAAUAUUGAGUGUCAUGGCAAAGGCUGAGAAUACUUUCUGGAUGCACUGUAAAUCAUAUUUUAAUAUGAAACUCAACCAGAAAGACAAACACACAAAUGUGUCAGACAGCUGUCCGCAAAUCUCUCUCUGUCUCACUGCAGUCUCCAGUUGGCCUUUAUGCCUCUCUGAGGCUUGAUUAGCCUCAUGACCCGGCCCCGCCCUCCACCCUGCCACAUUCCUCCCUCGUUCGCUCAGGCCGGGGAACCCCCAGCAUGACUCUUUCCUUGGGGAGGGGCGUGCUUUCUGCCCCAUCUGCCGGCAGGUCAACCCUGUCUACGUGGAUGAGGGAUGGGACAAGGGGAGGGAAACAAAAAAAGUGUGGCACCUACACACCGUAACGGCAAAUCGUGCCAAAUUAACAAAACAUUUUAAAAAAGAGAGGGAAAGGCCAACAUGGAGCGGUAAAGGGAGAGAGAGAAAAAAAAAACACUUACUCGCUGGUUCUCCGAUAUGCCACAGCUUGGUCCUUUGCCACUCCUCCACCCUCUAAUGGACGACAGCCAUGGCUCCCUGGAUGGAUUGGAGGCAGUCCUCCGGCCCCUGGCGGACAGAAUGCCCCGCCGCAUUUUUGGUGGACGUAGGAGUCACCCCUGCCCCUGGCAGAGGUAACCGCUCCAGGCGGUUGGUUGGGAGACCCUCCUCCCCUCGCGGUUGGUGGCCGUUCCUCCACUUCCAGGCGGCCGGGAUACUCCGUCCUCCAGCGGAUGGCCACGGCUGCUCCUUUGUGUUGGAUGGUUGUGGCGAGAACUCCACUACGGCUCAUCCCUCCUCCUUCCCGGAUUUCGGCACCAGUGUAAAGGGAUUAAUGGAAAGGAGGUGGCGAGAACCAGCUUGACAAUAUAAAUAAUAGUUUAAUAUAAAAGUGAAACAAAACUACAAACACACAAAUGUGUCGGACAGCUGUCCGUAAAUCGCUCUCUCUGUCCCAAUGCAGUCUCCAGUCGGCCUUUAUCCCUCUCUGAGGCCUGAUUAGGGGCUGGGUGUGUGGAAUCAUGAUCCGGCACCGCCCUCCGCCCUGCCACAGUGUGUUA